GAAAAGACUGUGAAGAAAUGCUACCUAAUUGACUUCGACCAGGACACAGGAAAGUCCGGAUGUGAGGAGAAGCACCUGAAGGCAGCAGGACGGAGGAGGAAGGAAGCAGUAACAAAGACGACUGGCCGCUCCUAGCUGAAAUAACGGGGCUAAAUACGUGCUCCCGUGUGCCUCCACUCAGCAACAUGAUGUUUGUUGGUGAGAAGACGCUGGACGAAAAACUCUGCCACAAGCCUGCAGUUCCUUCAAGUUGACAGGACCUUCCCACAUGUCCGAUGGAAGCCAAGGGAUGCAGCCAGAGGUGGAAGAUGCAUCUCCCAGAGUUUAAACACAGCAGGAGAUGCCCGAGUCCGACUACUAAAGACAACGAACGAGGCAAGACAGAGAGAGACAGAGACAGAGGAGGGCCACACAAAAGUGUUACUAUGGCUCCCACCUCCAGGUAUCUGACAGACAGACAGUAUGUAAUGAGAAAGCCUCUGUUCUCUGAGGAACAACAUACAUCUAUCUUAAAGAAGACACAUCCACAGAAGCACACAGAGAAGGAGAAACACUUGAGUGUUAGCCGAAGAGAAGAAAACCAGCAACGCACUGACAUGAAUUUCUCGACCAGACCAAGAGAGGAGCUGACCCCAGAGAGCUUCAGCCUCUCUCACAGUGACAUCUCACCUCCCUCCGCCUCUAGAACAGACCCCGGCUCACCCCUGGGUGUCUCGGAGCUCAGCGCUAGGCUGUGCCAUGAAGAACCCACUUUUGGAUCACCUUUCCCUGGCGGCAGAUCAGCUCGGCGGAGCCUCUCGAGCUCCUUCCUGGAGGUCCAGAGAUUAAACCCUCCUCUUAGGCCGCAACUGACCUCCACUGUCCUGUAUCCUACAUACACCCCUCGCUCAGGGCACUCCAGGCCAGACCAGACCCAGCUCAGGCUGGGGGGGAGGGAGGAGGAGACCAAACUAUGCUCUUCUGGAGGACAGUCAAAAGGACAUCCAGUGUCUCCCUAUCAGGCAAACUACUGGGCCUGUGCCAUCCCCAAAGCUUUGCCUCCAUCUCCAAACAGGCACUCUGCAGGCUGGGACCCAAACAGGGAGUACCAGGCCCUGCUGGACUACACCUACCCUCUGAGACCAGGACAGGUGGUCUGUGAGGGGGACCGCUCCAAGCUCCAGGGAGACUCCCUUCUUCGAACGGACCCCAACAUGCAGGAUUCAGGGAUUGAACUGGACCACCUUUGUAGCUCUACCAGCCUGUCAGGGUUGGACUUUUCUCUUAGUGUGGGUCAUAGGUCACCUGACCUGCAGGGGUUCACCAGAUACUCAGAUGGUCCGCCAUCCGGGACCUUGCUCUCCCCAACAGACCCUCUGGGUUUGUCCUCGGACAGUUUAGUCUGCAGUAGGAACGAAGGUGGAAUGAAUCGUUACAAAUCUGAUGGUCGCCGUCAUCAGCACCAUGCUCCGUCCGCCUCCACCUCCACUGCUUUCACCUGCUCCACCAGACUUCUCCCACAGUCCAGGUGUGUGUGUCUGGAGGUGGACGAGGAGUUCCGGCCUCUUCCAGAGCAGCUGGAGGAGCUGAAGCUGCUGUCCAGAAAGGUGCGGGAGGUGACGGCCCAGCUGAGUCGGCCUGUCACAGCCAGCUGUGAGUCUCUGGAGCCAGGCACCACUUCCAUCCUCUCCUCCAUCACCCUGCCUGAGAAACAGGAGGCUGAAGACGAGGACGAGGAGGAGGAGGAGGCUAAAGUCAAAGACUUGGAACGCGGCAAUCAAGACACAGAUGAAGGAAAAGAUGAGACGGACAGAGAGGAGAGGAGAUCUGCUCAGACGGCAGCUGAUCACAGGGACUCUGAGGCAGCGAGGAGGAGUUCUGGAUCCUGGGUGGAGCCUGCAGGAGGUGGACCGAGUCCAUCCAGUCUCAGGGAGGUGGAGGUUUUGAUCGAGCAGCUGUGUGGCCUCACCCUGCCUGGCAGCCAGAGGAGCAGCCAGGACGACCAGGAGCGAAGUGACUCCCUGAUGCAACACAUCGAGGUCUUCUGUUCACACCUGGAGCAGCUCAUCCAGCAGCUAUAUUCAGUGUCAGAGAAGAUGGAGCUGCUGGCUGCGCCCACUCUGGACUUAGACAGCGUGAAGUCAUCUCUGGCUGAGUAUCAGAGUUUUCAGAGAGAAGUGAGCAGCCAUCAGCCCCUGACCUCCUGCGUUCUGCACACCGGACAGCUUCUCCUCCGCUGCAUCAACACCAUGUCUCCAUUUUUAAGAGACACCCUGCUGUUGAUUGAGAGGCAGAGUGGAGCUCUGGAGACCCACACUGAACACUUUUUCUCCUCCAUCCUGUCUGCCAUGGACAGCCUCACCCGCCCCGGUCCAGUCCAGCCGAGCAGAGAGGAGGACCCUGGCCCUGUGGGGGUCCAUGGGUCCACUUUGUGACACGUCUGUGAUAGGAUUUAUUUCACCUAUUUUGUUGUUGUCUUACUUUCAACUACACAGUUCCUAUUUUUAUAAUACAAGGAUCUCAUUUAUGUUUCUUUUUUUUAACAUAUUAGCAUCAUGUGUAUCAGUUGGAUAUGUAUGGUAUAACAAGAUGUAUGGACAUCUUCUGAAGGAAACCGUUUAGUGUCUAAACUGAACUGAUCACAUUGAAUAAUAAUGCAUUACAAAUGUUCUAUCAUGCUUUUUUUCUACUCAUAAUUACUGUCACCAUUGUAUUGAUAUGAUCACCCUUUCUGUCACUCAUAAUGUCUGUUUAAAAAAACAACUGUAUGCCAGCAUUUUUAAACCGAAAAAUAAAUGUUUAUUGUGAACUUGA
Sebastes umbrosus (honeycomb rockfish) is the source of this 2793-nucleotide messenger RNA. It is a transcript of the gene cep68, whose product is annotated as centrosomal protein 68. The transcript has 9 exons. The coding region runs from base 276 to 2414 and encodes 712 amino acids. Lineage: Eukaryota; Metazoa; Chordata; Actinopteri; Perciformes; Sebastidae. The record is from RefSeq and is a predicted model, not a curated record.